Messenger RNA from Xyrichtys novacula (pearly razorfish), 8677 nucleotides. Lineage: Eukaryota; Metazoa; Chordata; Actinopteri; Labriformes; Labridae. The record is from the annotation of a GenBank genome assembly.
GAUUUGUCGGAGGGAUAGGGGAGGAGGAGGAGAAAGUGAAAGGGGAGGAGUGGAGGAGAAACCCCGGCCUGUUGGGGAAGAGGGAGAUGUGAUUGUGUGUGUUUGGGACGAGAAAGGAGAGUACAGAGUGAUCACAAACGAGGCAAAAGUCCACGCGCGGGAGCAGCGCACUUCUCUCACGUGCUGGCGUGGAUUCGUACCGGGAGAAAGUUAAACGCGUCGUCGGAGUGACUUCUGCUAAGACUUUGUUUUACCUCCUCUCUUUUGCCUUUGCUCCCCCUCCGCCCUGCAUUCCGCGGAGCAGCUGUGUUUUAAUGCCCCUGCGCACCCGAGGAGGAGAGCAGGGAGAGAAGAGUGAGGAAGAAGAAGAAGAAGAAGAAGAAGAAGAAGAAGAAGAGGAGGAGGAGAAAGAAGAAGAAGGAGAAGUGAGGAAGCCUGGACACCACCCCUCCUCGUCCUCUGGAGGUCUGUGCACUCUCCCCUCCUGGCCCUGCAUGGACGGGGAUGGGGAGAGCCGGAUGCUGUUGCCGCGAGGCUGAGCGCCUCGCCUCCCCGUCUCUGGUGCGCCGCUUCCGGCCACUGCUGCUGCUGAUCAUCGCUCUCUGCUGCGGAGCACACAUAGGUAACUAACAACACCUGAACACUGCAACAACAAGAGUGUCAUAACAGCAACUAAUCUGCACUUUUAUAUAGUCUACCGUCUAGUGGCGGACUAAUUGAAGUACGCCACAAAAAAGUGCUUCACAGGAACAACAUUUGCUGUCAGUUUUCAGAUUGAAUGUCAUCAGAGCGACUUUCUAUUAGCGUUUGUGAUCAUAGUUGGGCCGAUCCUUGUGUUGGGCCCACUGCUGCCUGACAAAAGCUCUCUCUCCAGCGGCAGUGCAGCAGUCUGAGCACGGAUCGAGUUUCUCCUCCUCUCUCCUGGGCCGUCAUUCUCCUGUCUGCCCCUUAAUGGCUCAUGGAGGGGGGAAGAGAAGGCAAGAGAGGGCAACUACCUCUUCUCAGGUUCAAACAAAACAGAAUACAUCUUACUGAAAACACAUUAGGAGCUCAAAUCUGGCUGUGAAAAGUUAAAACCAGGGCUGAUCAAUGAUUAAAAUCUGACUGCUUCUUUUUGUGUACACUCAAGUGAAAGAUAGUGGAAACCUUUAAAAGUGAUCAUUUUAAAGUUUAUUUUUCUACCUAAAUUAUGAAACGGUUUAGAGAGCUAGAAAAGUGGUAGUUCAGGUUGAAAGUGGCGUCAAAAUUAAUAGCAGUAUGGCACAGAAAACAGAUCUACACUCAGUAGGAAUGUGUUAGCUACAAGGUUUUCCUAGAAAUGUUGACACUUGUUUUCAAAAAACUACUUUGAUAUCACCAUUUCAAAAUCAGAUAUACUACCCUCUAAUUCUCUCAUUUCAAUAUCAGUUUUAUUCUGUGAGGUAAACCCACAGGUUCAUGUUUCUGCACACUCUCCUCUCUCCAGAAGCCUGUGUCUGUGUGUUAUGUUGUGUGCAGGGGGUCGGCUGUUGUGGCGGCUGUCUGUUGAGCAGUCACACCUCCGGUAAUUAGUUUAACACGGCUCAGGCAGCAGGACAAAACGGCCCCGGCAUGGUGGGAACAGAGAAAACCCACUCCACAUUAAAGACCCUCUUGGCACCUUCUGCGUCCACGCGUCAUGUGGAAAGAAUGUGCAUUAUUGUCGUCUGUUUUGGCCAAACAGAAAGUUUUUAUUUAUUAUAACUCGUACACUUCAAGGUGUUUUGACAUAUUGUGCGGCUUUGUGUGUCUGUUUGAAUGGGGAGGGAGGAAUGUCUGAUUCGUGGACUAUUGUUCGCUCACCUUACCGUCUAGUGUCGAGUGCAUGCAGUAGUGAGCUUCUGUAAAGCUUUGUGUCUAAGCUUUGCAGGGCUGUUAGUGUGGUUUGAGCUCAGUUGUGAGUGAAAGAGAGAGAGAGUGCACACAACAAGGUGAUCAAUAAGCACUUCACAAGCCAUUCCCUCAGUCUGAGAGAUGAUCCCAGUAGAUCCUUGCUUGAUCUCCUGAGAUCAGAGAAGUUCUAGGGAGACAAAGAAUCGAAGCCGCCCCAGAGCUUCAGCUGGGGGGAUCUUUUGACCUCUGCCUGAUGGGAGUGAGGGAGCCUGGGGAUGUGAUGAGGAGAAGUGACCAGGGAAUCAGACCGAGAGGGCUGUGGGCUGAAAACACAACAGUCUUUGCUGUAUCAAAAUAGUGCUGAUGGGAGGAAAUGAUUUGAGCCAGGAGGGAAAAAACAAGCUGUAAAAGAAAAACCGAGACCUGUGAGGUGAUAAAAGCAUGUGGAAGAGGGGGAUGGAGAGAAAAGACAGGUUCAGAUUGUGAAGGAGUGGUGGGUUUUAUCAUGUCUAUAUUGGAAACUCACCCGGGGGAUGUAACAAGCCAGGCUGUGGGUGUGUUGAACGGCCGUGGUGUAUUAGCUCCUCACAUGAGGAGUUAUUUCUUGUCUUCUUCGUGCCAUUUUCAACUCAAUUUGGUAUUCAUCUCAAGUCACCGCAAAUUGCUUAUUUAUAUGCAUGGAUUAGAUUUUCUUUUGAAAGUACAGGUAUAGAGAAAAGGCUUAGGAGAAAGGCUUCCUAAAGACGGGGAUGACGAAUAAGCCUUGAAGACUACGAUUAUUCUUUAAACUCUACUUUUUGCUUGAUGCUUCACAGAAGUGGUCAGUUGUAGAGCUCCACUUUUGAAAAUGUUAGGUCACUUGAGCAGACACUUGUUCUCAAGAAGGUUUCAACAGUUAUUGCAAGUCAACGACGGUCUGGGCCCAGUCCUUCACUUCCAGGUUGAACUCCCUUCUCGCUACAUUAUCCAUCACAGAGUGAGCGCUUUUGUGUGUUUUUUAAGCAGCUCAUGAUGCUGAUACCCUUCGAAAGAGAAUAAACCCACUCUUAUUAGAUUGGGAGCGGUAUUUCGGUACUGCAGGGCAGAUAGGAGGGAGAAAAAGAGGCUGCCGGAGCGCCAGUCAAAGACACAAUGUGUCCUCAGUGCUCAGACUGUCUGUACAGCGGUGGCUGGCAUGGCAGGCAGCCUGUGUGUGUAUGCGCGUGUGUGCGUCUGUGGGUUGGUGUCAGUAUUUAACAGGCAGGGGAGAGAUUCUGAAAUGUGGUGUGAGUGGGGGUCUAUACCUGUACCCCUGUUCUUUAAAACUCAGAACACUACUGCCCCCAAAUGGUGACACUAGAACCUGUUUUCCCCCCAAAAUCAAAGAAAUGUGUAAAGAAGAGCUUCAGUGUGCGCUGUGCGUGUGUUAGAUAAAACUUAUGGUUGUUAAGAGAUGGUGUGACAUGAAAAGAAUCUGUUGAUUUGGGUGAAAAACACGUUCACUCUGGUUUUGCGUUUGAUCAUCCCACCAUCCAAAGAUCACUGACUUUGUGAGUUAAACGGAAGCACGACUCGCAUUCUUUCCAAGAUAGCUAUUUGUGUGUGUGUGUGUGUGUGUGUGUGUGUGUGUGUGUGCAGCUGCCCUUACACUGCAGAGCCCCUCUCUGGCUUAAUCUAAUAGGAGCAUGCUGUGACUGAUGCAUUAGAUCCACUCUCUAAUCUCCCUCUCUCGUUCCGACUCUCCCUCUUUCUCUCUCUCUCUCUCUCUCUGAGGAUCUGUGAUAUAAAAGACGUUUUUUUUUUAACCUUGUUGCAUUCAAUAGAUGAAACAUCAGGGAUGAUUUUAAGACCAAAAAUGUGUUCCUAAUUGGUAUGAAGCACAGAAAAAUCUGUCUUUUGGCUACAAUUCAGCUGAAACUUCUCAUGACAGACAAACUCCAAAGUGUUAUUCACAAAAAAUACUUUUUUGUUUGAAGGUUUUUGUGCCUAAACUACAAAAUAAGCCCCCAAAAUGACCACAGAGCUUUAUUAAAUGCCUCUCAAAUGUACAGGGUAUUUCAGUAUGCACAUCCCAUCUUGUAUUGUCUGUGUAAUACUGUUUGUGUUUUGUGCUCCUGGGCUAUACAGGCAGUAUUAUCUCCCUGUUUGUGGAAAAAAAUCUGUCUUUAUCUUCUACCUUUGGCUGCUCUUUGGUUUAUUACACUUCAGGUUUAUUACACUCACAGAGCAGCCGGCUGAUUGAUCAAGACUUUCAUCCAGCAGUCGCUUCUUUUUUCCGACUUUAUUAGCUUGGAUUGUAACAGGCCGGUAGCUUUGAGUGUUUAAGUUCAAAGCUGUCUGAAUGCAGUUUUUUUUAGUGCUUUCAGACCAUCAAUUAUUAGUUAAACCCAAGCUUUUUAUGAGGACAAUAUCUACGUUUUCAGACCUUCACUAUCACUGUAUUGACAUCCUUUUACUUACUGUUUCUUCAUCUACUUCUCUGUCUCUCCAGGUCAGUGCCAGGUUGUCACCCCUCAGUGUCGUAUCCAAAAGUGCACUACUGACUUCGUCUCCCUCACCUCCCACCUGACCCCAGCAGUGGAUGGCUUCCACACAGAGUUCUGCAAAGCUCUACGCGCAUACUCGGCCUGCACCCAGAGGACUGCCAAGUCCUGCCGAGGUAACCUGGUCUUCCACUCAGCUGUGCUGGGCAUCUCCGACCUUAUGAGCCAGAGGAACUGCUCUAGAGAUGGGCCUACGUCCUCCACGCAUCCAGAGGUGGUGCACGAGCCCUGCAACUACCACAGCCGGACCCAGCACGCACAUGCACACUCCCACACGCAUGCACACGCGCACUCUAACAGUCAUAAUCACGGCCACGGCCACUCUCGGCCCGGGUACCUGUUCUGCGGGCUGUUUGGGGACCCCCACCUGAGGACAUUCAAGGACAGCUUCCAGACCUGUAAAGUGGAGGGGGCGUGGCCUCUUAUUGAUAAUGACUAUCUGUCAGUGCAGGUCACUAAUGUCCCUGUGGUUCCAGGCUCAAGUGCCACAGCGACCAAUAAGGUGAGAGGAACAACUUUUUAAAAAGAGGCUUUCAGGUUCGGGGGAGUUUCUGAUAGGUGAUAGGAGAUGAUGCAAUCUACUUAAUUUAUGUGGGGAUGUUCAGACGAAACGAUAAAUUCUGCUUCUUUUCAAAUAGAGUCUCGAACACUUUCUCUAUUUCUCCUCUGUUUUUUGUCUUUCUUUCUGCUUCUCUCUGCCUCUUUUCUCUGUUGGCCUCAUUGGUGCAUGUUGUUGUGUGUCUGUCUCCUGUGACUGCAGCAGUGUUGGAAACUUAACUGGGUUAAUGGCUGCAUGCAGCCUGACCUCUAAUAACAUGGAAUGAUAUGUGUGAAAGGACCCACUGUUUACUCAAGUGUGUGUUUGCAAGUCUUAGUCUGUGUGUGUGUGUGUGUGCGUGUGCGGCUCAUAAAUGGCCCUGCUUCCACUUAUCUUAAAGCUCUAAGUGUGCUGAAGGUGUCUAUCCUUGUAUGACAAUAAAGACGCACACAUACGCAGAAACUUCAUGGACAUCAAAUGGAUGACGAACUGCACAAGGUGAUCUUUGUGGUGUUAAAGGAGCUUUGUUGAUGUUUCCCUGGAUGAUCUAGCCUCUUUCGCUCAGUCGAUAGCUUUAAUUAUUAAAAACACAUACACACCCAUACAGACACUUAGUCAUGCGCACACUCACACAAACAUGCACACACACAUUAAGCAAAUAGGAGGUUUGCUACACUGUGGAGCUGAAGUUUUGACCUUGUGUCAGAGGUGGGGCAAGUUAUUAGUCACGAUUAUUAGGGACACACACACACACACACACCACACACACACAUGCACACACACACACAUUAACAGCCCUCCAGGCUUAAUGGCUUGCCAGGCCUCAUUCCUCACGGCUGUCAUGUGAACAAAGCAGCCAUUCACCGGAACUAUGAUGCUAGUGCUAACCGUAAUGCUCACACCACACCCUACAUCCAGUGAGGCCUCCACACUCCACCAGAGCCCUCUGUGUUUUUAUAUGUGAAGAUGUCUGCUGAGCUACUUUAUUACAACUAGUUAAAGAGUAAUUUAGUAUCAAAUGUAGUGUGUUGCCGAUCAAUAUCGAAGUGUUUUUUAAUAUUUCUGAGUGUUUGUUUGUGUGACUGAGAGGGAGAUCAUGACUUAAGUCCGGGGUUGCAAACACAGAUCAGAUGAUAUCUCACUAUCAAGUACUCUGGCGCUUUUUCUUCUUACUUAUUUGGUCCAUGCAUGAUAUGGUCCAUUUUAUCAAGAAAACCAUGAUAAACAAAAAAAUUUAACCAACAUAUGUGAAAUAAACUGAAUCCAAACAGAAGUGAGCAAGAAGCCUUCACAGAUUUAAAAACAAAUAUCUUUAAAGAAAGUUUUAAUAACGGCUGAUGACUUUCAUUGAAAAGGUAAACUUAGUGGACUUGCACCUUUCAGCUGUAUAAAAACAGUUUGUUUCUGUGUUGUUGUUGUUUGUUUUUGUUGAUGCUAUUAAAUGAACUAAACUGUGUUAUCACCACAGCUAGCCUAAUGCUCGCUUUCUCCCUCUCUGUAGAUCACCAUCAUCUUUAAGCCGUACGAAGGCUGCACAGAGCAGAGGGUGUACCAAGCAGUCACAGACAGUCUCCCUGCCGCCUUCGAUGAUGGGACGAUAAGCAGCGGAGACCCAAUCCACACCUCGACUGGUGUAGAAGGUGCCACUGGUAAGGUCCGUGCUCUGUGGAUCUCUGAGCGCAGCCCCGGACGCCACGUGGAGCUGCAUGCCGGCUACAUAGGUGUAACUGUGAUCGUUCGCCAGCUGGGCCGCUACCUCACCCUGGCGGUGAGGAUCCCAGAGGAGCUGGCUCAGGCCUAUGAUGCCACCCAAGACCUUCAGCUGUGUCUGAACGGCUGCCCCAGCGGAGAGCGAAUUGACCAGGCUGGGCAUCUUCCCCUUCCUCUCUCCCCACCUGCUCUAGGCCUGCAGCUUCAGCAGCUACGUCGGCCCAGCUUUGCCUCACAGACACAAGCAUCACCUUAUGUCUCUGCGCAGGUCUUUGGGGUGGAGGGAGCAAAGGAGCGCUGCAGGGAGCAGCUGGAGGUGCAGGACAUUUACUUCCACUCCUGUGUGUUUGACCUUCUGACCACCGGAGAUGCUAACUUCACUGUGGCUGCAUACAGCGCCCAAAAGGACAUGGAGAGUCUACACCCACACCAGGAUAGAUGGAGAAUCUACCCCCCCAGAUCUGCCAUGUCCACCCUGUGCUCUUACUCUAAGCUUGUUGAACAGCUUGCUCUGCUCCUGCUAUGUGCUAUAAGCAUGGCAGUAAUGUCCGAGUAAGAGUGGGACUCUUUGUGUGUCCCUGCAAGCUUGUGGGCUUGUUUGUGUGUGUGCACUGUUAGCAUGCACUGAUUCCCACCUUCAGCGGAGAGGAAGCAGCCAGCUGGACUUUAUUUUUUUUGGGAACUAUAAUUUUUGUAGAAGAGCUGGCAGAGUACCCCCGGCAGUCGCAGGAGAUACCUGCAACACAGACUGCAUCUUACUUGAGUGUGUCUUUAUCAAUGAAAAGGACUCCUGAUAAGGACACACAGUCACCUGUGAAGGGUGUAGAAAGUGUGUAAAUACACUCCGAACUGUAAAUAGCUUGUCUGCAGUGCAAAGUGUAACGGCGUAGAGUUUUUUUGGUGUCAUUUGAUGUGACUUUCUUUGAUACCUCAGACAGAGGAUGUUUGUUUUAACAGAAGCACUUUAUUUAGUUUUUUUUUAUUUGACUUUUUUAACAAAUCCACAUCAGUGUUUCUUCCUCUCACUUACCUUCUCCACCAAAUCCACCAAAAUAUUUACAUGUAAUGGCUUACAUGUUUGAGCUCAUGUAUGGUUUUACUAGUGAUAUUUUCAAAGUAAAAGUCUGUCAAAUCCAAGGAGCUGCCAUAUUUAUUCAAACGUGUCAAUCUUCCUGUAGCUGAUGUGACUCAGCGUCUCAUGUAAUGUCAGUCAAUGUGAGUUGUCCUCUUUUGAAUGUAUUAUUAAUUUUGUCAAAGCAAAUGCCAUUAGUACUACUGUUCCUGAAUGAGUCUGUUUUUUUUCUCUCAGUCCUGGUUUCAAAGAUGUUUGAUCGAAUGAGUGAAUACGCGUGUGUGGCUGUGGCAGUGUUUUUUUUAGUUCACCUAAGAAUCAUGUUGUAGGUGUUCCCACCUUUUUUUUUUGCCAAGAUGCUGUGUCAAAACAGGCAAAGUGUGUUCUUUUUUAAUUUGAGCCAAAGAGAGAGUUAAUUUAUGGUUUUCUUGUACAAAUCGAUAUAGAACUCACUGAGGAACCAGCAUCCUCCUCCUCCUCUUCCUCUUCCUCACACUCUCUGUUUUUAAAUAUUUCUACUGUAGACGGUUUUAUUUCUACUAGAGCCGCUCUUAACCGGGAUACAGGAAAGACACAAGACAUUGCAAAGUUGCAGUGUGGGAAAUGUAUGCCGUAUGACAUUUGAUAUCUUCCGGAGAAGCUAACCCUUAAGACUACGUACCUUUUAUCAAUUUGUAUUAACAUGCUCUGUUUGGUUGGCCACAUGAGCUUGAUCUCACUUUUGGCGUAUUUUGAGUGUCAGUUUGGUGAACUGUGGCUGGUUGAUGUUGAAAUACUUAACUUAUUUAUGACUGUAGUGUCCUAGAGGAAGUGAAGCUUGUUGUUGUUGGAAAAUAAUUAAAAAAAUGUCAGAUGUGAUUGUACUGCCACCUAGUGGUGCUCUGUUGCUAUGUCUGUGUUACUCAUGGCGCUCAAAAAAUAAGAAAAAAAUGGUGUGCAAGUGUUUUAUUUAAAAAACAAUAAAGUAAAAAUGGUUCAAGCUUA